GAACCACAACAAACCAAAAGAUAUAGCUUCUUAGCGAACAUAGAAGACAGAGCACAGAGGUAUGAAAUCAUUCGCGAUAUUUUUUCGCCAAGUCGCUAUAUCUCAUACUCACAGGCUGACUCAAGUAAGAUACUUUUAGCUGCCGCCAUCAAGACAUUAACUAACAGUUGACGACUCGCUGCCAAACACUGCGGACGAACAUUCGAAUUGAACGGUUCUCGAAAAACAUAUUUAAAACGGAAUAAAAUACCUUAUUUUUUCUACUAGCUCACUCUACCUUUAAACUUCAGUCUUUCGGUUCGAAGAGACUUAUCUAUUAUUUGAAAUCGCAUAACGGAACGAAGCCAUAUGGUUUAGAAAUCUUCCCCAAAAGGAUACAAAAGGACUUUAAAUUAACUUCCUUUCGAACAUUUGAUUUUAUGAUAUUUCGAAAAAUUCAGUGAAAAGUGAUUAUUUUUGUUCGAAAAAUUCGAACUUGUAUAAAUCGUGGCGUGUUUUUGAAGAACAAAAAACGUCUCUGCUGCGUGUGAUUUGACAAAAGUUAUAGUGAGUAAGUGAGUAAAAGUUAAACCACAAGGAUAUUAUAAAAGCGAGUAGCCCAGGAGACUUCGAAAGUCGAAGAAACAGGUAAAAUUUGUGAUAGAAAGUCAUCCGCAGGAGUCAAAAAAACAUAAACGACCAACAAGUCCCUGCUGUCGAGUACUCAAUACACGACUAAUAAGCAUGGGAGCUGGUUUCGAACAAAGGCCAUGGACGCCAACAGUACGAAGGGGUAGAAUUGCUGCAGAGGCAGCUAGUCCUGGUCCAGCUUGUGUACAAUUACCCAAUUUAGUAGGUACCAAAGUGACAGAUUCCAAAAAACAAGCCUCUCCAGCAUUUAGUUUCGGUCAGAAACAUCGCUGCAAAGACGAUUCAAUUGGACCUGGUCCAGCACAAUAUAAUGUUGCCGGUCUAGGAGUCAAAGGCAAAGAUACCCCACCAGCCAUGUCCUUACAAUCCCGUCCCAAACAGAAGUCAAGUUUUAAAACACCUGCACCUGGCGAGUAUAAUGUUGACAAGGCAGCCAAAUCGAUAGUAGAUUCGGCUCCAAGAUACACAUUUGGCUAUCGACCAAAUUUAGAAAAAGCCAGCACUACUCCAGCCGCAAACCAAUACAGGGUGGUCGAUUUGAAUGUUAUAAAACGAAGAGCACCACAAUAUUCAUUUCGAAUAAAACCUCCGUUUAUUAUUUUAAAUGACACUCCAGCCCCGAAUAGUUAUCAUCCCGAAAAGGUCUCCAUAUGCCAAGCGAGUUCACCAAAGUAUUCCUUCGGUAGGAGGACGAAAAUAGACUUUGAUAAGGGAACACCAGCACCGGGAGCUUAUUGCCCGGAAAAACACAAGAUUGACAAAACACCAGAGUUCUCAUUUGGAGUAAAACACCAUGCGCCGAAGAAUGAUCAAACACCAGCACCGGGGGCUUAUAGAACCGAAGUAGUUACUUUAGAUCAUUCACCUGCUUACAGUUUUGGGGUCAAGGCUAAUGAUAGAAUCUUAAACGAAACACCAGCACCUAGUGCGUACAGUCCUGAAAAAGUUAGACUUGAUCACACACCACACUACAGUUUUGGCUUGAAGACAAUCCAUGAGUUCAAAAAUGAUACUCCAGCACCUGGAGCGUAUAAGCCGGAGAAAUGCAACUUAUCUUAUUCUCCCGCCUAUACUCUCGGUUCAAAAGUUAAUCCCGAAAAACCUUUAGAUACCCCGGCUCCUGGGGCCUACAAACCCGAACAAUGUAAGCUCGAUCACACUCCAGCCUACAGUUUCGGAGUUAAAGUAAACCACGCUAAGCCUAGUGAUACUCCAGCGCCCGGUGCAUACGAAACAGAAAAGGUCAAACUUGAUCAUACACCGGCUUAUAGUUUCGGUGGAAAGUACGACCCGAAAACACAUUACACGACACCAGCUCCAGGAGCAUAUGCUCCGGAGAACUGCAGACUUGACAACAAUCCUUCUUACAGUUUCGCUGGUAAACAUGAUCCCUCAAAGCCAAUUGAUACUCCAGCUCCUGGUGCUUAUUCUCCAGAAAAAUGUCGUCUGGAUAAUACUCCCGCGUAUACCUUUGCAGGUAAACAUGGUCCAGCUAAGCAAAGUGAUACUCCUGCACCAGGUGCCUAUGCUCCAGAGAAUUGCCGUUUAGAUAAUACUCCGGCUUACACUUUUGGUGGAAAAUAUGAUCCUUCGAGGCCAAAUCUUAAUCCAGCUCCAGGGGCAUAUGCGCCAGAGAAGGCUAACCUAGAACACUCUCCCGCUUACAGUUUUGGAGGUAAACACGAUCCACAAAAAGCCUUUAAUACUCCUGCUCCAGGUGAUUAUGCGCCAGAAAAAUGUAGGCUGGACAAUAAUCCGUCUUAUUCCUUCGGAGGAAAGCACGAUUUAUCAAAACCUAAUGGUGUCCCUGCUCCCGGAGACUAUGCACCGGAGAAAUGCCGUUUGGACCACACUCCAGCUUACACAUUUGGCGGAAAGCAUGACCUCUCCAAGCCGAAUGGUAUCCCAGCCCCUGGAGACUACGCACCUGAAAAGUGUAAGCUCGAAAAUACCCCAGCUUAUACAUUUGGUGGGAAACAUGAUCUCUCUAAGCCAAACGGUGUCCCAGCCCCAGGAGACUAUGCACCAGAAAAGUGUCGUUUAGACCAUACCCCGUCUUACACAUUUGGUGGGAAGCACGACCUUUCGAAGCCGAAUGGUGUCCCAGCCCCUGGAGACUAUGCACCAGAAAAGUGUCGGUUAGAAAAUACUCCAGCUUACACAUUUGGAGGAAAGCAUGAUCUCACCAAGCCAAAUGGUGUACCAGCUCCUGGAGAUUACGCCCCAGAAAAGUGUCGCCAGGAUCACACACCGUCUUACACAUUUGGCGGGAAGCAUGAUCUUUCCAAACCCAAUGGUGUCCCAGCUCCUGGAGACUAUGCUCCAGAAAAGUGUAGGCUAGAUAACACCCCAGCUUUUACAAUCCUGGGAAGACAAGGUGCUCCAAAACUAGCAGACACUCCUGCUCCAGGUGACUAUGCUCCGGAAAAAUGCCGCCUAGAUAAUACACCUUCCUACACAUUUGCCGGAAAGUAUGAUCUCACAAAGCCAAGUAAUACUCCUGCACCGGGAGCCUAUGCUCCCGAAAAAUCAAACCUUGAUCAUUCUCCAGCUUAUAGCUUCGGAGAGAAGCACCAUGAGCACAAGAUUGCCCAAACUCCAGCUCCUGGGGAUUAUUGCCCAGAAAAACACAAUCUCGAUCAUACACCAGCCUAUACAUUGUCUGGCAGGCAUGAUUUGAGUAAACCAAGUGCCACACCAGCUCCGGGAGAUUAUGCACCGGAAAAACAUAAUCUCGAUCAAUCUCCAGCUUAUACCUUCGCAGGAAGGCCUGAAGCAGCCAAAAUAAGCAAGAGUCCAGCUCCGGGAGAUUAUGCUCCAGAGAAACAUAAUCUCAAUCAUACUCCUGCUUAUACAAUAGCUGGGCGGAGUCAUGUUGAGAAGGCCUAUCUGACACCAGCACCUGGUGAUUAUGAACCUGAGAAACAUCAACUUGAUCAAUCUCCUGCUUAUACCUUUGGCACGAAGGUGAAUCUCAGCAAGCCCAGUGAAACACCAGCACCCGGUUCAUAUGAACCAGAGAAGCACAAUAUUGAUCAAUCACCAGCUUAUACAUUUGGUGUUAAAGUGGUAACUCCGGUUAGGAGUGAAUCUCCAGCUCCAGGCACUUAUGAGCCAGAAAAUCACAAAUUAGACAAUGGUCCGUCAUACACAUUCGGAGUUAGAGUAAAUCGUGAGAAGCCAAGUGAUAACCCAGCACCCACCGCAUAUGAAAUUGAAAAACAUUCACUCGAUCACACUCCCGCGUUUACAUUUGGUACGAAAUCUGAAAUUAAGAUUUCACAAGACACACCAGCUCCUGGAGCCUAUCGCCCAGAGGAUUGUAAUUUAGAUCACACUCCAGCUUACACAAUCGGCCCAUUAAAGGGUAGCCUUGGCCCAGCGCAAACUACAUCUGGUACUUAUGUUCAAGAUAGGAUUUUGCAAAGACGUGAAAAACGUUUAGCAAGUCCCGUUCGUCAAAAACUCACAAACGGUGAUGCCGUUGAUUCCACUGUUACAACUACAAUCACUGAAACCAUAACAAAUGGUGUUAAGGCCGAGUCUGUUCAAAAGGCUACCUACACAUUUACAGUCCAGACAAAUGGCAGUGAAGAAUUAACAUCAAGCUCCAAAUGUAUAUAGAAUUCCAACAGUAUUGGGCAGCAGCAAGGAUGGUACCAUUAAAUCAGCGCCCGCUUUCUCAAUGACCGGCCGACAAAAGCCUAAAAUUUCACCAACUUUAUUUGUACCCGGUCCCGGUACCUAUGACGGAGAAUAU
This is a messenger RNA of Episyrphus balteatus (marmalade hoverfly), 4390 nucleotides long. Its product is annotated as adhesive plaque matrix protein. Gene Ontology annotation, cellular component: cytoskeleton. The transcript is spliced from 16 exons. NCBI's taxonomy places the organism in Eukaryota, Metazoa, Arthropoda, Insecta, Diptera, Syrphidae. Bases 724 to 4254 code for a protein of 1176 amino acids. The record is from RefSeq and is a predicted model, not a curated record.